Vicugna pacos (alpaca) is the source of this 1731-nucleotide messenger RNA. NCBI's taxonomy places the organism in Eukaryota, Metazoa, Chordata, Mammalia, Artiodactyla, Camelidae. The record is from RefSeq and is a predicted model, not a curated record.
GAGAACGUGUUUACCGGGCAAUCAAAGAUCUAUACCUACAUGAGCCCGAACAAAUGCUCUGGAAUGCGUUCCCCCCUUCAGGAAGAGAACUCAGUUGCACAUCACGAGGUCAAAUGCCAGGGGAAGCCAUUAUCCGGCAUCUACAGGAAACGCGACGAGAAAAGAAACUCUGGGAAUGCCAUGCGAAGCACCAUGAAGGCCGAUGAACACAAGAUCAAAGACGCCAGGAGGGGUCCCCUGGCACCUUUUCCAAACCAAAAAUCUGAAGCUGCAGAACCUCCCAAAACCCCAACCUCGUCUUGUGAUUCUCCCAAUGCAGCCGCUGCCAAGCAAGCCCUGAAAAAGCCUGUCAGGGGCAAACAGACACCCAGGAAAAAAGCUCAAGGAAAAACGCAACAGAAUCGCAAACUCACAGAUUUCUAUCCAGUGCGAAGGAGCUCCAGGAAGAGCAAAGCUGAGCUGCAGUCUGAAGAAAGGAAAAGAAUAGAUGAACUGAUUGAAAGCGGGAAGGAAGAAGGAAUGAAGAUUGACCUCAUCGAUGGCAAAGGCAGGGGUGUGAUUGCCACCAAGCAGUUCUCCCGGGGCGAGUUUGUGGUGGAAUACCAUGGGGACCUCAUUGAGAUCACCGAUGCCAAGAAGCGGGAGGCUCUGUACGCACAAGACCCCUCCACGGGCUGCUACAUGUACUAUUUUCAGUAUCUGAGCAAAACCUACUGCGUGGAUGCGACUAGAGAGACAAACCGCCUGGGGAGGCUGAUCAAUCACAGUAAAUGCGGGAACUGCCAGACCAAGCUGCACGACAUCGGCGGCGUGCCUCACCUCAUCCUCAUCGCCUCCCGCGACAUCGAGGCCGGGGAGGAGCUCCUGUACGACUACGGGGACCGCAGCAGGGCUUCCAUCGAAGCCUACCCCUGGCUGAAGCAUUAGCCCAGCGGCCCCGUUCCCCUCCCCGCCUCCCUUCUUCAAUGGACAAAGUGCCCUCAAAGGGAAUUGAUUUUUUUUUUUUACACACUUAAUCUUAGCAAAUUACUUCAGAUGUUUUUAAAAAGUAUAUUAAGAUGCCUUUUCACUGUAGUAUUUAAAUAUCUGUUACAGGUUUCCAAGGUGGACUUGAACAGAUGGCCUUAUAUUACCAAAACUUUUAUAUUCUAGUUGUUUUUGUACCUUUUUUGCAUACAAGUCGAGCGUUUGUGCUUCCCGUGCAGUCAAAGACUCGGCACAGGUUUUAGAGGAAAGAGUCGAACAUGAACUAGGAAGCCGGGCAAUGCUCCUGCCUCCAACCCAAGAGCCAGGACUGUCCCCCACCCCCGCGCACCUCCGACGUCCCAGUGCAGGCGGGCAUGAGGAAGACGCCGCCUCGCCAUGGCCUGGCUGGGAUGUUCCCAAGCUCUUGUUUCCUGACAUCUCGACAGGCGCACAUUGAAGUGUAUGAAUAUUUUUUAAAAAAAGGUUUCACAGUAAGAUAGUCUUCCCCUCUGCUUUCUCGAAAGCUCACUGACCCGGCGGCUCACGGGCCGGGCCUAGAACACUCUUCCACGGGCUGCCGCUUUUCUGGGCACCUCGCAGCAUCAGGGCGGGGAAUCAAAGCAGAUGUGGGCAGGGCAAAGCAUCGCUUACCUGGCCCUGCCGGCGCAGGGUUUCCCGAAACUGGUUGAUUUCUUUAUAGAAAUGUGAACACUGAGUUUUAUUUUAAAAAGUAAUAAAAAGCAAAAAGCAAAAAGACAAAAAAAA